Molecule: messenger RNA, 2131 nt
Organism: Daphnia magna
Lineage: Eukaryota; Metazoa; Arthropoda; Branchiopoda; Diplostraca; Daphniidae
Product: transmembrane 7 superfamily member 3
Exons: 8
Coding region: 38-1705 (555 amino acids)
Source: RefSeq, a predicted model, not a curated record
ACUACGAAAUAGAAGAGAGCCAGAGGAAGUGAACGAGAUGUCUAAUUUACAUCUGUUUCUCUUUCUCUCCUUCUCUUUUUCUUUUUCUUCAGCCAUCGAAAAUGACAUCUCAAAUCAGGAUCCAUUUCUUCAACCAAAUGACAUUGUGCUUCAGUUUCGAUCCAACGAUUCUGUGGACGAAAGGAUCAUUAAUCUAGAAGCGAAUUCUACCGUUAGAAUCCGGUCGACCAAUGUCCCAAAAACUGUGGCUUUUGCUGUGAUCCAAGCCCACUCUCAGGUCCACAGGAUCUCCAUGUCCCAAUCAAGAAAGUUUGAAAUUGGAAAUCAUGUCAAUGGCUCAUCUAUUGGUAUCUUGGUUGAAACAACUACAAGUAACUCUGGUGUUACGGCAUACCUUAUCAACACGCUGCCUGUAAAUAUCACUGUUUUGACAUUCAUCAUCUACUAUGACCGCAGGGCCCCAAUUCCUGGUGGAUGUAAUCUUGAGUUUGAGAUGCCAGUGUCGCCAUGGCUAAGGGUGUCAUACAACCAUAGCAUGGUGAAUGUUGAUCACGAACUGGCUGCAUUGCCGUCCAACCAGGGAGUCUUGCCGUGCGAAUCAGAGUCUUUGCAUUACGAAGUCUUUCAUUACUACCUCAGCCAACGUGAUUUUACCGAAGAUUCUUUUUUCGAUGCCAUACGUCUAUUAAGAACAGUCAACGGUGCCCAUGAAUACGGAAGGGAGAUUCGUUCCUUUGGUUUUACGCCAACAACCCGUUCACCGUUCAGUUUGUACCCAGGCGUGGGCCAAGUCUUUGUCGUCACUGUGACAUACACGGGGGAUGCUAGUCGUUUCGCCCCAACAGCUGCCUAUAUUCCGUCCUUUACGUACGGAUGCGAUCUGAGUGUAGAGGGCGAUUGUCAAACAUUGAAUUCAACGUACGCCAAGGUACUGUGCGCCCUGAGCAUCUUUAUUGGCUUGCUAAUCGCAUUUGCUGGCCAUCGCUACUUUCAAUUAGAAAUGAUUCUGGCUGGAUUCCUAGCCUUUUCGUCCGUUUCCUACAUUCUGUUGAUUAAUCAUUUUGAUCCAGAUGUCACAGGUUUGGCUGCUGGGACGUCAGUGAUGGGUCUUCUCGGUGGCCUGCUGUGGUGGUUCGUUUGGUGGUUCUGGGGCAUUCCAGCGCUGUCCGUCCUACCUGUUGUGUUCAUACUGGGAUUCUUAAUGUCGUCAGUUCUCUUCUAUCUGCCCAUCAGCUUCGAGUUCCUCACAAACGACUUCAAUUUUUGGUCGGCCUUUUGUUGUUGUUGGCUUGUAUUGCCCGUCGUUUUCGUAACGUUCACACGACUGGGUAAUAUCGUGAGCUGCGCUGUGAUAGGCAGCUAUGCUGUGAUAGUGCCGAUCGAUCACUACAUCGGUAGCAGUUUGAAGUACAUUGUGAUCAACGUUGUUCGACGCGCCACGGUGAAAGGAUUCGGACGCGCCGUUCUCGAUCCGCCCUAUCAGGAUAAUGAUAUGAUCUUGACCCUGGCAUGGAUCGGUUUGACUAUCAGUGGCGCCACUUUCCAGUACCUACGUGAACGUAGACGGCCACCGUUUUCACCGCCUGCCGACAUUUGGCGUCCAUUAAGAUGGACCCGACUAGGAGGAACGUCCACAAGAUCAGAGCACACUCCGCUGGUUAUGAAUUCCGCUGACGACCCCAGCCCUCAUUACGGCACUGCAUAGUCUCGUGUCUCUCCUUAAACAUUUUCAUUUCCCCCGCGUCUUUGUGGCUAGUACCACGUUGCCCUUUAUAACGUUGCCCGGCACUCAUCCACCUACCUCGUAAGUCGUUUCUCCUUCCCCCCAGUUGAAAGUCAUUCACUCGUCAAAUGUGCCACAGUUCGUCUACAUAUUUCUCUAUUCCUCCCCCCGAUUGUGGGAAAUCGUUUCGCCUUGUAAAACGCUUCGACGCAAAAGUUGGGCUUUUUUUAUUGGCCCCAUCCUCUACCUUAUAAUUCCGAGUCCUAGUUUUUCUUUUUCGUGGUGCGUUAUAGUUUUCGUAGAUUUGAAUGGUGGUCCUGUGCCUGUAACUGAACAAAUUCGAUUGACGGAAGACGUACUGUACAUUUCGCGCAUAUCCUUUGUAUUAUAAUACAGCUGUUGAAUGAA